GGAGAAGAAGGAUCUUUUUUUUUUUCUCCAGCAUCUUUUGUUUAUUACCGUUUCUCAUCAUGUUUACAUGAACAUUCCGGAUUUUGGAUAGCUCAGAGGGGAUUCAGCAGCAACCAGUAAGCAAUGAAGAAAAGAAUAUACCCAUGCUUUCUCGCAUCGUGGUGUUGCUUCAUAUUAAUGGUAAACACCCAGUGUCCCUGGUCCAGAGAACUUGUAAACUUACACACUGACUGCGUAUGUGCGUACAGUAACAGCCAGCGCAUUUCCAUCCAGUGCAGUCCAGUCAAUUUCACACUCCUCAUGUCUACUCUCAGAGGUUCGGUAAGCAACAUCCCCAUCGAUUUACUGUACGUAAGCAAUGCCACAAUCGAAGUGCUGCGCAAUGGCAGCUUCGAAGACCUCAGAAUACAGAGCCUGCAUCUUUCGAAGAGUAAAAUACGAGAUAUUGAAGUUGGAGCGUUCUUCGGACUGAAAGAAACGCUCACCAGUCUUAACCUCCAGGACAACCUGCUGAGGGAGAUACCCGUGGAAGGAAUGAGAAGUCUGAAUUCUCUACAAUUUCUGGACCUGUCUCAUAAUGUGAUACGUAAAGUACAGGAUGAUGCCUUUAAAGGUCUACCCCUGUCAACUCUAAAGCUGUCGGACAAUUCCCUCAACAUAUCUGACGUGGCUUUUCGUGGUCUAGAAGGCAGCCUGAAGAGUUUAAACCUGCAGUCUUCAGAUCUCAGAGAGCUGCCAAAGGCCAUCCAGAGACUCAAGUUCUUGGCUCUUCUUGAUCUUGCACAAAAUAAGAUAGAGACCAUAGAGCCGGACUUCUUCUCGGAGAUGCAGUCUCUGACGGCCAUCAAUUUGGAAAGGAACAGGAUAAAGGACAUCGAUUCCAAAUCCUUUGCCGGUGUCAAUGCCACCCUCAGUUCGUUGUCGCUGCUAAACAACCACUUGAAGACAUAUCCUCUGGAAGCUAUUUCUAUUCUCUCCGAAAUAAGGGUAUUAGAUCUUGGAUUUAAUGGAAUCACGGAAUUACCAAUCGAUGCAUUUAAGAAAAACAAAGUAUUGACACUCUUAGCGUUAGACGGAAAUCCCCUCACGACUAUACCAGUAGAAGCAUUCCUUCAUCUCAAUUCCACAUUAAGAGGACUCAGUUUAGGAGGAUCAGCAUUAGAAUGUGAUUGCCGGAUACGAUGGGUAGCAGAGUGGAUUCGAGAUCGAGAUCUUCAAGUAACCAGCCGAGAGCGCAAUCCGCAAUUUUGUGGCAGUCCUGAACACCUGAGGCGUCGCAACUUUUUCCAGAUUCAGCUAUCAGACUUCUACUGUGCCAAUGAAACUCUGAAGCCUCGCCAAGCCACAAAACGUCCCAAGAGAUUGAAUAUGAACUUUGACGAAAGACCCAACGAUGUCUCGGAGGAUGGAGAGAAGCUGGUGCAAAUUGUGACUGUGGACACACACGUGGAUAUCGCUGGAAUGUCUAAAGAUAUUAAAGGCAACACCACACCUUUAGGAUCAUUGGCACACAGUGGAACGGUUAAAAAGAAACCAAACCAACAUCCUAUUAGAAUAAAGCAAGCCUACAAAAGAGAUUCAACACUGAUGUUAGAGUGGGAAACAGGAAAAAUAACCAACCGAGGACAUCAAAUCCUGAUAAGACUGUUUGGAAGUCAAGAAUUUAAAAGAAUUAUUCCCAUACCAAGUGACGUUCAUAAACUGCAAGUUGAUCAGCUACCUUUACAUCAAUGCAUCAUUGUCUGCGUGAUUGAAUAUGAAGAAAUUGCAAAUAUAAAAAUAGACAAUGUGCCAGCCAAGCAGUGCAGAGAGUUAAAAGGAGAUGACAGUCGAAUUCUUUCUCUGGACAAGGUGGUCAUUGCGGCAUCGGCAAUCAUUUGCAUCGUGGUCAUCAUAGGCGCACUGAUAGUUAUCCUACUCUAUUUUCGAAAACGAGAGGGACGAAACGGAUCGUCUCUGUCUUCAAUGCAUCCACAUCACACAAACACUCUAACAGCUGUGCUACCUCCUCUGGUAAAACAACAAAUACCACCAGAAACUGAUUGGGAAACACUUUCCUGGAACAGUGGCCGAAGCAGUCCGAAAAAUAACGGUCACAACUGCUUGGUUGGAAAAUCUGGAAGCACCAGUCACAGUUUCGUGCUCAAUGAUGGCCAGUUCCAGAUCAACAAAGCCAUAGCAAAUGGUUUUGCGAAGUCUUUCUCAACAAGAGAUAACGAUUCUAGACUGUCUUAUUCGCACAUCUCAAAAAUAUCACCAAGUAACUUUAACAUCCAGAGGUCAAAAUCACUGACUCGACCGAGUGCACACCACAUGUCGACCGGUGGAUAUAUCCGAAAGAAAAAGCAAAGGCAGAGUGGAAGGCUGGCAUCAGCCAGCUCAUCCACAGAAUGCGAAUCGGACUGGAAUGGCAGGUCCAUGUGGAAAGAUAACGAUGUAGACAUCUACAUAAGCCAAAAUCACAUGAUGUCGGGAACCAACAAGUACAGAAAAGAUUAUAGUAUAAGGUGAUUCACACCAUAAAUAUUAAAGUGAUAUAAGUCCAUUAACAAUACAGUGAAUAUGUUUCAAGGACAAUUAAAUCACUGUUGCCCUUAUUUCACAUUCGAUUUGUUUCAAGGAAAAAAACAAAUGCUAGAAUUCUAUAAACUUCGCAUUUAUUUUAAAUGUGUUUCAUGGAAGGACAAGAAAAAUUGUAGAAUUCAUAUAUGUUUUAAGGACAUAUAUGUUAUAUGUAUGGACAUAUGUUUUAAGGACAAAAAAGUACAACAUACAAUGAGCUUAGAGGCACAUCAUUUAUGUGCUUUUCACAUUAUUUGUGAAUCAACAAAAUGUUUGUAAAUAAAAAUGUUGAUUGGGCUGGAGAUUUUGAAGAAAUUUCCAAUGAACUCUGAAGAAAACAAAUGGCAGCUGCAUUUUUAUUUCUUCCCGAAA
Molecule: messenger RNA, 2934 nt
Organism: Parasteatoda tepidariorum (common house spider)
Lineage: Eukaryota; Metazoa; Arthropoda; Arachnida; Araneae; Theridiidae
Product: leucine-rich repeat and fibronectin type-III domain-containing protein hattifattener
Cellular component (GO): plasma membrane
Molecular function (GO): protein binding
Source: RefSeq, a predicted model, not a curated record